This is a messenger RNA of Penicillium verrucosum, 255 nucleotides long. RefSeq lists its product as uncharacterized. Lineage: Eukaryota; Fungi; Ascomycota; Eurotiomycetes; Eurotiales; Aspergillaceae. Bases 1 to 255 code for a protein of 84 amino acids. The transcript has 2 exons. The record is from RefSeq and is a predicted model, not a curated record.
AUGACACUGUCCAGCCUGAAGUCCUUCCUCUGUCACUAUGGUGAAUCACCGGAGAAUACUCCAGUCCUCAAGUUCGACCGACUUCCUCCUUUCGAAGAAAAAUUGUAUGCUCAUGGGUGGUCAAGAACCCAUACUUCAAGCUACGUGCCGGAAAUGAUCUUGCUUCGCUCCAGACUCAAACUCAGUGACCAACUUCUUGAGGUUGUGCUCGCGUAUCCAGGGAACCUUGACUUCUCCCCAAGAUUUGCUUCGUAA